Molecule: messenger RNA, 5766 nt
Organism: Notolabrus celidotus (New Zealand spotty)
Lineage: Eukaryota; Metazoa; Chordata; Actinopteri; Labriformes; Labridae
Gene: zeb2a
Product: zinc finger E-box binding homeobox 2a
Exons: 11
Coding region: 214-3822 (1202 amino acids)
Biological process (GO): anatomical structure development; regulation of transcription by RNA polymerase II
Molecular function (GO): DNA-binding transcription factor activity, RNA polymerase II-specific; RNA polymerase II cis-regulatory region sequence-specific DNA binding
Source: RefSeq, a predicted model, not a curated record
CACGCGCUGCAGCACCACUUUUUCUAUUCCUGCCAUUUCUUCUUCUGCUCGUUCAGCGGCGGGAGGCACGAGACGCUCCGUCCUCUCAUCACAGACCGGACGGACGGGGACGCGGGGCGGCAGUGCGCGCGGGGCACGCUCUCCAACCAAACAAAAAAAGAGGGAGCAGCGGGUCCGGAUCUUUGGCUCCAUGCGGACCGGACUGACUCAUCCAUGAAGCAGGAGAUCAUGGCGGAGGGUCCCCGCUGCAAGAGGCGAAAACAGGCCAACCCCCGCAGGAAGAACGCAGUGUUGAACUAUGAGAAUGUGGUGGAGACCGCGUCAGAGACCGACGAGGAGGACAGGACUCUGGUCUCUGAGGAUGGCAUCCUCACUAAUGGAGGAGGAGGAGGAGGAGGAGGAGGAGGAGGAGAAGGAGGAGGGGAUGAUGAAGAGGCAGGCAGUCUGGUCGGCGUUCCAGCUCUGGAGGUGUCACCCCGGGUCGCUCAUGCCUUGCUGUCCUACCAGGAGUCCUCUGAGGGCCGGGACCAGAACCCCUGCUGGAGGCUGGGAGACAUGGACACACACCUGAACAGUUCAGACGACAGGAAAGAGGACUUUAAACCUUUGGAUCCGGAGGCGUCCCUGCAGGCUGUGGGGAAUGGGACAGUGAAGCGACUGGAAGGCGUCUCCGAGCUGGACGAGUACUUCCUGAAACGGAAACUGGAGGACAGUGAUGGUCACCCCGCAACCAUCGCCGAGUAUCUGCAACGCAGCGACACAGCCAUCAUUUACCCAGAAGCCCCUGAGGAGGUGACCCGACUGGGGACACCCGAGGCCAUCGGACAGGACGAGAGUGAACAUGACCUGCUGUCGGGUACAUCUGAUGACUUUGCCCAGCUACUCACCUGUCCGUACUGUGACCGCGGAUACAAGCGUCUGACGUCUCUGAAGGAACACAUCAAAUAUCGCCACGAGAAGAACGAGGAGAGCUUCGGCUGCCCGCUGUGCGCCGAGACCUUCAGCCACCGCACGCAGCUGGAGCGUCACAUGACCUCGCAUAAACCCGCCAUAGAGCAGACGCCGCUGCUCAGUGAAGCCGCUGGAAACCGCAAGUUCAAAUGCAGCGAGUGUGGAAAAGCCUUCAAAUACAAACAUCACCUGAAGGAGCAUCUUCGAAUUCACAGCGGUGAGAAGCCGUACGAGUGCUCAAACUGUAAGAAGAGGUUCUCUCACUCCGGCUCCUACAGCUCUCACAUCAGCAGCAAGAAAUGCAUCGGCCUUAUUGCCGUCAAUGGAAGAAUACGCAAUGGGAACAAUGGCAAGCCUGGCUCCUCCCCCAACUCCUCCACCUCAUCACCUGGAAGCCCCGCCCUCGCCCAGCUCCGCCACAAACUGGAAAAUGGGCGACCCCUCUGCCCUCCAGACCAGCAGGGUCAUCUGGACAUCAAGGCUGAGCCCUUGGACUUUAACGAGUACAGAAUGCUCUUGGCUUCCCAGCACGGGUAUGGAGGACCAGGGGUCUACCUGAAUGGACGUGGAGGAAGCCCACUGGGUAUCCAUAGCUCCUCCCAGAGCCCCCUUCAACACCUGGGGGGCUUGGGACUGGACUUUCCUAUGCUGGGCUACGCAGGGGCUCUGGGGAACAACCUGAGCGAGGUGCAGAAAGUGCUCCAGAUCGUAGACAACACAGUAUGCAGGCAGAAAAUUGAUGGGAGCCCAGAGGAGAUCUCCAAGCUCAGGGCCUAUAUGAAGGAGCUGGGGGCCCAGAUGGAGGAGCAGAAACUGGCCCAGGCCAGCUUCCAGGUGGUGGGCAACGGCAGUCCCACAAAGAGCAUCAUCGACUACACGCUGGAGAAGGUAAAUGAGGCCAAGAACCUGAUUGACGACUCCAAGAGGCAAGUGGACAUCAAGAAGGAGAGGCCAAACAACUCAGUGGAGGAGAAAUCCCACGAAGUCCAAAACCAGUUCCUGCCGUUUUCCUGCCAGUUCUGCAGGGAGACUUUCCCCGGGCCCAUCCCCCUGCACCAACACGAGCGCUACCUGUGCAAGAUGAAUGAGGAGAUUAAAGCAGUCCUUCAGCCAGCUGAGACUAGCCCUGCCGACCGCAGGAUGUCCUCAGAGCUGUCCAGUAAUGAUCGGGCCACUAGUCCCAUGAACCCCUUCAAAGACCAUGUGUCAGUGCUCAAGGCCUACUUUGCCAUGAACACUGAGCCCAACUCAGAGGAACUGCUUAAGAUUUCAAUUGCUGUAGGCCUCCCUCAAGAAUUUGUUAAGGAGUGGUUCACCCAGUGGAAGAACCAAAAUCACAGAGGCAGUCUGAGGAAAAAGUCGCCCCCUCCUGACCACGGAGCAUCGGACGUCAACCCCAGCAUAAGCCGGUCUCCGAUGUUAAUUCCUGCCUUAGAGCUACAUGGAGGUUUCACUAACGGACUCAGGGCCAACCAGUUUACAGCCAACAGGCAGACAAUAGGAGAUAAACCACUAGAUCCCUUGGACCACUUAAGGAGCGACACUCCAUCACCCCUCAACCUCUCCUCCACCUCCUCCAAAAACUCUCAGAGUAGCUCUUACACUCCAAACAGCAUGGCUUCAGAGGAAACCCACGGGGACAUACCACUGGAUCUGUCUCUGCCCAAACACUCAGCACAGAGACUCAUCUUCCUAGGGGAGAAACGGUCUAGGCCCAACGGCUUCAUCAUGGAGCGCAAUGGUGAGGCACAGGGUCGGGAACAGGUCUCAAGGCCCUUGGAUCUGGCCAACAUCAAGAAGGAGAUGCUGGGCUCUGAGGGUGGAGGGGGCUCCGUCCAUCAGCUGGAGAAAAGCAACAGUCCAAUCUUUGGGAUUAACCCCUUCACUGGUGGUCCUGUCUACACCUCUCUACCACCACAUGGAGCGUUUCCUCCUCCCACCUUCAUGUCUCCUGCCCAGGCCACCAUCACAGGCCUCAGGUCCUACCCGGGCCUCGACCCCAUGAGCUUCCUGCCCCAUAUGGCCUACACCUAUGCCACGGGGGCAGCCACAUUCGCUGAGAUGCAGCAGAGGCGAAAGUACCAACGGAAACCUGGGUUUCAGGGGGAGCUGCUGGACGGGACGGCGGACUAUCUGUCAGGCCUGGACGACCUGACAGACAGCGAUUCGCUGCUCUCCAGGAAGAAGAUUAAGAAGACUGAAAGUGGUAUGUACGCGUGUGACUUGUGCGACAAAACAUUCCAGAAGACCAGUUCCCUCCUAAGACACAAAUAUGAGCACACAGGUAAACGUCCUCAUCAGUGUCAGAUCUGUAAGAAGGCGUUCAAACACAAACACCACCUGAUCGAGCACUCGCGCCUUCACUCCGGAGAGAAACCGUACCAGUGCGACAAGUGCGGCAAACGCUUCUCUCACUCGGGCUCAUACUCGCAGCACAUGAACCACCGAUACUCCUACUGCAAGAGGGAGGCGGAGGAGCGCGAGGCUGCGGAGAGGGAGGCCAAAGAAGGAGGAGCAGAAGCAGGAGGAGGUCUGGAGCCCACUGAGCUCUUGAUGAGGAGGGCAUACCUGCAGGGCCUGAGGCCGCUUGGAUACUCAGACCCUGAGGACCAGCAGGAGGACGGUAUGAUCCUGAGGGAGGACAGCGAGGGAGGAGGAGGAGGAGAAGGAGGAGAGGACAGGGAGCUGGAGGAGGUGACAGACCGACAGGAGGCAAGUUUCAGGGAAAGAGAGGGGGAAGAGGAGGAGGAGGGAGGAGGAGACAGCAGAAGGAGGAUGGACUCGACGAGGGACGAGGAGGUCAAAGACAUGAUGAUGGACGAGAGUUCACGAGAAGGGAAGACGGACGUCAGGUCGGACCAGGACGGCUGAUCAGCUGAUCCAGGUCAGACUGAAAGCUCUGAGACACGCUGGAUGACUCAGACAGAAGGGACUUUUAUUCUGAAAGGACUGUACAUUCAUUAUCUGGGGGGGUCGGUCAGGUGAGCAUUCAGGCUAACCUGUGGGAACACAAGAAGAGCCAGAUGUGACAUCAUAAAGGUGUGUUUACCCAGCAACAGGAAACGCUCCCUCUGAGCGCAGUGACCUGUGACCUUUGACCUGUGAUCUUUGAUUUAUCAGGUUCAACCUGACGCACAGAUCGGAGACGACUCCUGUCAGCUCUGAACAUCUUACUCUGAGGUAUUUACAGCCAGAGGACGUGUGGAGCAGGGCAGCUUCCAGCACCAUGAUGAUCGUAAUAAUAAUAAUAAUAAUAAUAAUAAUAAUAAUAAUAAUAAUGUAGUCUCUGUAGUUUAGCGGCCAUGUGUCACUGCUCAGGUCAAACAGCACUCAGACUGACUCAAAGGUUGAAACAUGCUGAGGUCAGCAGCUCGGGCUCACAGCAUUAUUGAUCUUCUGAGCGAUCAGGUUAUCAGACUGUGAUGAGGCUGAAGGUCUGAACCUGAACAUUCAAACGUCACAGGUGAAGAUGAGUCUCUGAUUCACGUCUUUAUCCUCAUCAGACUUGGAGACCCCCCCCUUAUGAUGUUGGUACAGUCCGUACUCGUAGAGUGGACGGCGGCCGACAUCCCGUCGUGAAGCUGGGUGGGAUUUUUAAAAAAUCCACAUUAUGCAAAAAAAGAAUGAGAGGAAUGAUGAAGAGGAUGAUUUUAAAGAAGCUGUUUUUAAUGUACAGUAUUAUAAAGGCCUAAAAGCUGUGUGGUGCUAAAAUGUUCUUAACUUCCUGUGUCUCGUGUGUUUGAAGCCCCACAUCAGGAAAUUGCACUCUUCCCCGAAUCACUACAAAAUAAAAGAGAUAAAAAAGAAUAAAGAGGGAAAGCCCCGCCCCCUCUGUGUUAUCGUUGUACUUGUCUCCUUUACUGUGACCUUUUUUAUUUUCUUCCUGUUUUAUGAUUUCUGCCGACUAACCACUCGACUUUGGGCGUCCUGAUGUGACGUGUGACUUCCUGUGAGGGAACAUUUGAACCUGUGUGGUGUUGAAGCGUUAAUGUGAGUCUUAAAGCCGAUGGAGCGAGUGAUGAAGGGCUCCACUUUAAAAAGAUAAAAAGGAUAGAGCCUUUUUGUGUGUUUUUCUCCAGAGAAAGCCUUAUAUGCAAACCUCUCACCUGUGCGUUUCUGCAAAGUGCCAUCCCUGUACAGUGUACACACCUGUCCUCUGCUUACUCUAAAGAUAAUACGACAUCUUGUUUUGAUCUGUCAGUGUUAGCCUAGCUAGACGCAGUUUGUUAGUUUACAUAUGUUUGUGCAAUUCUCUGUAUUUUGCUUCCAUGACAGUAUUCCUCGUCAGUAUUACUUUUCUGUUUUGUUGAAUUUUCCAACACAAAUUUCAUUUUUGUUCUUAUUUGAGAAUUUACCAUUUUAUUUAUGUGACUCAUUUUAUAUUUCCUAAUUGUAUUUAUUUCAUACUGUAGUGUACAGUAUUAGAGUUCCUCACAAAUAGAUAUAUUUUAGUAAAUGGACACUGUCAUUGACGAUUGGAGCAGAACUCUGAGUAGAGGCAUCGACAGAAAAUUCACGUUUCUGUUUGUAAUUUUUUUUUCAUUUGAAACCACUGGAACAAAAAAUUCUAAAUUUGGGGAACUUUUGAUACGCUGAUUGUUGUGCAACACUGUAUUUUUAACGAGUAUAAAACCCACUUUAUUCAUCCUGCUGGAGGAGAGAGACGAAGGACUGAUGAUGGUGAAGGUGAUGAUGAUGAAUUCCUUAAAUGUCUGAAGUAUUAUUGUUGAAUUUUUAAUUUGUCUUGGAAAUGGCCAUGCUCGAAUAAAUGUAGCCAAAAUAAAUUUUAAUAAAAAUGUGUUACUCUUCUUGUAA